Molecule: messenger RNA, 6079 nt
Organism: Caretta caretta (loggerhead turtle)
Lineage: Eukaryota; Metazoa; Chordata; Testudines; Cheloniidae
Gene: LGI2
Product: leucine rich repeat LGI family member 2
Biological process (GO): inhibitory synapse assembly
Molecular function (GO): protein binding
Source: RefSeq, a predicted model, not a curated record
CAUGCUGUGUGUUAGGCCUGGAAUCCCCCUUCUGUCCCAGGUCACUGGGAGCAGCAGCCCUGGGGUGCUCCGCACCCCUUCUUGCACAGGAAAUGAACAUUUGGCCCCAGUCAUGUGUGUGGCAGAUAUACCCCCCUCCCCCCGCAAGGUCACCCAGCUGCCUCCUCUCCUCGCUAGUGUUCAAGGAGAAACCAAGGGGAGGGGGAGGGGAAAGUGAAACAGAGUCCUUUGAGCCCCGGCUAUUUGGGGGAUUAUUUUUAAACUCUCCCUUGCAGUGGAGCCUUUGAUAAAUUAUUCAUUGGACAGAAAAGGCUGCCGCUGAAGUGCUGAUGUCAGGAGGAAGGAGUCUAGUGCAGCAGCCCUGGUGCUGCUGCUUCUGCUGCAGAGAGACACUCAGCCUGAGCGUAAGGGUGCAGCAUGCUGCCUGGCUCCUACUCCUGCUCCAGCCUCUUGUGCAGUAGCAGCAGCGGCAGCAGGGCCCGGGCCAAGGGUGCAGGGCCAAAAGGGGACCGCGAGGAAGAGGAGGAGGGAACGGUAUGGCUCUCCUCCGAAGCAGUGGCUGCAGCGGUGGUUCUCUCUGUCUCCUGGUUCUGGCGGUGGCAUGCCUACUGCAGCGUGCCCAGGUGAAGAAGCCAGUCCGAUGCCCUGCCACAUGCAGCUGCACCAAAGAAUCCAUCAUUUGUGUGGGGUCUCCUGGUGUGCCGCGAAUCAUCCUCAGCGACAUCAGCUCCUUGAGCCUGGUAAAUGGAACCUUUUCUGAAAUCAAGGACAGAAUGUUUGCCCAUCUGCCCUGCCUGCAGCUGCUCUUGCUGAACUCUAACUCGUUUACUAUCAUACGGGAUGAUGCCUUUGCUGGUCUCUUCCAUCUAGAGUACCUAUUUAUUGAAGGAAACAAAAUAGAAACCAUUUCAAGAAAUGCAUUCCGUGGUCUUCGCGAUCUGACUCACCUUUCUUUGGCUAAUAACCACAUUAAAGUUCUGCCAAGGGAUGUCUUCAGUGAUUUAGAUUCUCUGAUUGAAUUAGAUUUAAGGGGAAAUAAAUUUGAGUGUGACUGCAAAGCCAAGUGGUUGUUUGUGUGGUUAAAGAUGACAAAUUCCACUGUUUCUGAUGUCCUGUGUAUUGGUCCAGCAGAAUACCAGGAUAAGAAGUUAAAUGAUGUCACAAGUUUUGAUUAUGAAUGCACCACUACAGAUUUUGUUGUUCAUCAGAUUUUGCCAUACCAGUCAGUUUCAGUGGAUACAUUCAACUCUAAGAACGAUGUGUACGUAGCCAUUGCACAGCCUAGCAUGGAGAACUGCAUGGUACUGGAAUGGGAUCACAUUGAAAUGAAUUUCAGAAGUUAUGACAACAUCACAGGUCAGUCCAUUGUGGGAUGCAAAGCAAUCCUGAUCGAUGACCAGGUCUUCGUGGUGGUGGCACAGCUCUUCGGUGGCUCACAUAUCUACAAGUAUGAUGAAAGCUGGACAAAGUUUGUCAAAUUCCAGGACAUAGAGGUCUCUCGCAUUUCCAAGCCAAAUGAUAUAGAGCUGUUUCAGAUAGACAGCGAAAAGUUUUUUGUCAUAGCAGAUAGCUCUAAAGCUGGUCUGUCAACAGUUUAUAAAUGGAAUAACAAAGGAUUCUACUCUUACCAGUCCCUGCAUGAGUGGUUCAGGGACACAGAUGCUGAGUUUGUUGAUAUAGAUGGAAAAUCUCAUUUAAUCCUGUCGAGCCGCUCACAGGUUCCCAUUAUCCUUCAGUGGAACAAAAAUUCAAAAAAGUUUGUCCCACACAGUGAAAUCCCCAACAUGGAGGAUGUCUUGGCUGUGAAGAGCUUCAGGAUGCAAAAUAGCCUCUACAUAACGCUCACAAGGUUUAUUGGUGACUCCAGAGUCAUGAAGUGGAAUAGCAAGCAGUUUGUGGAGAUACAGGCUCUCCCGUCUCGAGGGGCAAUGACACUGCAGCCUUUCUCCUUUAAGAAUAAUCACUACCUAGCUCUAGGAAGUGACUACACCUUCUCCCAGAUAUAUCAGUGGGAUAACGAGAAGAACCUCUUUAGACUAUUUAAAGAAAUCUAUGUGCAGGCACCUCGCUCUUUCACAGCUGUGUCAACUGAUCGAAGAGAUUUUUUCUUUGUUUCUAGUUUUAAAGGAAACACACAGAUAUUUGAACAUAUAAUUGUUGACUUGAGUUUAUGAGGGCUGUUGGAGUGAAGCUCAUGUACAAUGAGACAUUUUCACUUAUCAGAAACAGCAACAAAAAGACAGAUUAUUCAUCUCCAAAAAUAGGGUGUACUUGUGGAACUAGUAAGAAGUUUUCUGAACUUUUAGAAUUUGCAUAUUAACCAGGAAUUGCAAUGACUUGGUUAACUGCAUGACAUGUCCAUUUUACCAUUUUUAAAGACAUUUUAAAACCUGUAAUUAUUCAAAGGAGUGUGCAAUGCAUUAGGAUUAAUUCUGAUAUCUAAGACAGCUAUGUGAAUUUUACCUAAGAAAUUGAAUUAAAUUGGACACCUUGUAGAAACAAGAGAGGAGAGAAAACAAUGUCAAACAUGGAAACUAUUCUUUCCUUUAAGCCUAACAUUUCAAUAAUGAUACUUAAGAGUAAAGUCAACUGCACAUAUUUGUUGAUGAAUUGUAUAAAUUGACAUCAACCUUCAAAAACAUUUUUUGGUCAUCUUGCAGUUGAUGGGCAGCAUCUCUUUGUUCUUUAUAAUAAAACAAAGGUCAUUGUUUUAAUUCAUAUUGAUACUAGAUGAGAGGGAAAGUUAAAAAUUCUUUGACCUCUUCCUGUUGAUAUCAGAGAGGAAGCAUGGAUACAAAAAAAUCACUGUGGGUGACGGGAUGGCAAUGAAAUAUAGGGCCUUUCACUUCUAGAUAAUGGAUUCCCUUCAGCUUCAGGUCAAUAGUGACUGAAAGUGGCUGAUAGUUGUUUGCUGGCAUAUCUGAACUCAGCUGGUCUUAGUUCAAUUUGUAGCUCAUAAGUCUCUGUUUCACAAAUGCAACUCUCUAACUGGCACGAACUCACACCCCUACUGGUAGUCUCAGUAGUGUGCCAAGGAUUUUAAUGAGUAUGGAAACUGAACUACUCUGUCACUCUUAGGCCUGGUCUACACUACAGGGUUACGUCGACCUAAGUUACGCAACUCCAGCUACGUGAAUAAUGUAGCUGGAGUCGAUGUAGUUUAGGUCGACUUGUUGCGGUGUCUACACUGCACUGGGUCGACAGGAGAAACUCUCCCAUUGACUUACCUUAUGCUUCUCAUUUCAGUGGAGUACUGGAGUCGACAGGAGAGUAUUUGUGGUCGAUUUAGCAGGUCUUCACUAGACCCACUAAAUCGACCCCUGGUGGAUCAAUCACCGCAACAUUGAUCACCGGUAAGUGUGGUCAUACCCUUAGAGGAGGUCCUGCUUAAUCUAGAUUGAAGCUUACUUAUGGGUCAGUGCAGGGAAGCCUGUGUUAGUGUUGCCUGUGCUGGAGCUGUUCCAUACAUAAAGAGAGCACUUCAUUCCAUAAAGUUUCUCAUCUCCUAAAUUAGAUUUCUGAAAACUGCAAGCUGUAUUUUGAGUGAUCCUCCCACCAUAUGAAAGCCAUAUUCUCCUCUGGUAUAACCAAGUCCACUGAAGUCAAUGGAGUUGUAACUGCCUCAGAUUAGUGCUAAUGUUAGCAAUAAAAGUACAGUGCUAGCUAAGAAUUUUCACUUAGAUCACCCCACGCUAUCCAACUGACAAAUGGCUCUGGGAAUGCCAAACUAUGGAAGCUCUAUUGGACCAUAUUUAGCAGUCUUUUAAACUCAUUUUUGGGUGAAUGCAGGCUAUAGUGUUUAUUCAUCAUCACAAAUGGGUCAGUCGUGGCAUAGUCACCAUGCAUAGUCACUCUUCCAAGAUGACAGAGAGGGGCUGUGCAUUCAGCCACAUGAACAGAGCCUUAUGGUGGAAGCCAUGUCUCUCUACAUGCUUUUGAGACAGUUUUAUUAUAGCAGAGUCCUUCUCUGACUCACCACUACAAAUGCCACUUUACAUUUUCAUCUUGGAUUCACAUAUUAAAUUUUCUACUUUAUCAUGAGACUUUUUGCUGCAUGCUAUGGAAUUUAUAAGGCUUUGUAAAGGAAGCUGAACAAAUGAAACAGGUCAAUAUCCUUCCCCAGGCAAGGUUAUCACAGCCUUGCUGCUCUGACUGAGCCUAACAUUUCUCAUCAUGGAUAAGUAGCAACAUGCCCAGUUAUUACAAAUGUAAAUGUCUCUUGCUGACUUCUGGUUUAAAGAUGCCCAGCAUGUAAGCAAUACUGCAUGAGUGGAUUAGGAUGUGACAGCUCCUCUCCUUGAAAUAAUAAUCCACCUAUGACCUGAAGCAUCAUUGCUUUCAUUGAAAAUAUUCUAGAUCAUAUGAAAUCAAAACAUUACUGGCCUGCCAGAAACAUAGUUCAUAUUAUUGACAUUUGUAAAUUUCAUUUAAGAAUAUUUUCCACUUAGCGGAUAAUCCCAGGUUUUAUUUUAUCUAAAUAUAAAAGCUGUGGGGAGGCUUUAAGUGAUCCUGCACUGCUACUUCAUAGUGCUAAUGGCCCUCAAUUCCUGUUGAUUUCAGUCAGAGCUGAGGAUUGUAUGAUUGGGCCCUGAGUUGCUAAAGGCAGUUGUUUUGUAGUUGUAUUAAUAGGUCUUCUAAGACUAAAUUAAUGGGUCCUAUGUGACUCAGAUAUGAUAACCACAUGGCUGACAGCCAACCACAUUUCUUCCAUUAUUCCAGCGUGCUUGAGGAAGCCUUAUCGAUUAAAGACGCUCCUGUAAUAGUACAGCCAUGAUGUAGAUGGCUCUUUAAAUUCAGGAGCCGUCAGAAAACACCGUACACAAUGUAGCCACUCUUCUAUAUGUAUCCAAUAUGAAAAUGUAAAUACACUUUCGUUUUCUGUCCACGAGGAGCAUAUCCCCGUGUGCUAACUCUUUCUUUCAGGGAUCCUUGCCAGUGUUAUGUACACAACCGGCCUUUUUGAGCACGGUCCUGAUCACACAUUUGGGAAGAACCAUAAAUGAGAAAACUUACAGGCAAUAAAAAUGAAUCCUGAAGCCCAGCACCUGAUUUCAAGAGAGAUGAUGGUGGUCCGGAAUUCCCCACCACCACCCCCCACGGCAAGAGACUAUAUCUUUUUUGGUGAGUGGAGGAGGGGGAAGUGAGGUGUACUCACUUGUGGGUAAGGAAGAGGAUUUCAGGCUCAACUAUCAGGGCCAGUGAAAUUAACAUUGUCCUAUUAUUACAACCAUGGCUACAGAGACAAAGUGAUCUACAGAGGCUAGCUCAUUCCCAUGGGACCUAAAGAACUGAUUAAAACAGAUUCUUUGGGUAGACUGAUGUUUCUGCUGAACAGGUCAGUUGCCCAGAGAGCUGAGAUCAUCAGUCCUUUUACAGCUUCUGCAGUGAGUGUGUAGUUGGAAGGUGGCCUACCUUUUCUGCUGACUAGGUGUAGUGAGAUCAAAGGAACUAGGAGGGAGGUUGAAGGGAAAUAAGUGGAUGAAGAAAAGGGAUUACAGUAAGCCUCCCAUUGUUAAAUAAAUGUAGUAUCUGGGAAGGAUCCUUGAAAUUCCUAGUCUCCACUGUUUCUGCUCCAAGGAGCUGAUCUAUAACACAACCAUGAAAACUGAAAUUAAAAAAGGGGAUAAAAGGAGGGGUUGGAUUUUGUUGUGAAAGUAACCAAGAGUCUAAAACAUAAAGUGCAAAACUUCAAUAAAAUAAAGUACACAUUUUCUUCUGUCUGUCCAAAUACAGCUACUAUAUCAUCUCCAUUGCCUAUAUAACUUUGGUUUUGAGUAAUAAAUAAACUACACAUACCCCAUCAUUUCACUGAAACUAUCAGAAACAUCAGGAAGGGCACUGGCAAAGGAUAACACAACGUACCAUUUGGUACAGUUUUUAUGUAUUUUAAAAUGUAUGUAAAAUGCAGUAAUUUAUAUAAAAUACAUUUACUACAGUAUGAAGGCUACAAUGGAAGAGCAUUUUAAGGCUGUAUAUACAUUUAGCUCUUUUUGGUAAGGAGAUAAUGACUUAAUCUGUGCGAGUAAUACACAUGUAAUCUUUAAUUAUAUGAAUAAAAAGUAGUUACUGAGACAAAUAA